Ochotona curzoniae (black-lipped pika) is the source of this 1824-nucleotide messenger RNA. RefSeq names its product polypeptide N-acetylgalactosaminyltransferase 9 (gene GALNT9). The record is from RefSeq and is a predicted model, not a curated record. The transcript is spliced from 11 exons. Gene Ontology annotation, cellular component: Golgi apparatus. The coding region runs from base 10 to 1824 and encodes 604 amino acids. NCBI's taxonomy places the organism in Eukaryota, Metazoa, Chordata, Mammalia, Lagomorpha, Ochotonidae.
CCUGCGCCCAUGGCGGUGGCUAGGCGGAUCCAAACUUUGCUGGCCGUGAACAUUCUGGUCUUCGUGGGCAUCGUGCUGUUCUCUGCCUACUGCCGGCUGCAGGACCGCGCUGGGCGGCGGGCACAGCUCGUGCGCGGCUCCGACCGCAGGGCGCGCAGCCGGCUUGCCGGGGCCGGCGCGGGCACCGACCGCGAGGCCAUCCUGCGGCGCCUGGGCCACCUGGAGGAGGUGGUCUACAAUCAGCUCAAUGGCCUUGCGAAGCCCAUUGGUCUGGUGGAGGGUCCUGGCGGGCUGGGCCAGGGGGGCGUGGCUGCCACGCUGCGCACUGACAGCCAGGAAGCAGAUGUCAAGUACGAGGAGUUUGGGUACAACGCUCAGCUCAGUGACCGCAUCUCCUUGGACAGGACCAUCCCUGACUACAGGCCCAAAAAGUGCAAGCAGAUAACCUACUCUGAAGAGCUGCCCCAGGUCUCCGUGGUCUUCAUCUUUGUCAACGAGGCCCUCUCGGUCAUCCUGCGUUCCGUCCACAGCGUGGUCAACCACACCCCCUCUCAACUCCUCAAAGAGGUCAUCUUGGUGGAUGACAACAGUGACAAUGCGGAACUCAAAUUCAACCUGGACCAGUACGUCCACAGGAGAUACCCAGGCCUGGUGAAGAUUGUCCGUAAUAGCCGACGAGAAGGCCUCAUCCGGGCACGACUGCAGGGCUGGAAGGUGGCUACAGCACCCGUCGUUGGCUUCUUUGAUGCUCACGUUGAGUUCAAUACGGGCUGGGCUGAGCCCGCUCUCUCGCGGAUCCAGGAAGAUCGGCGUCGUGUCAUCCUGCCUGCCAUCGACAACAUCAAGUUCAACACCUUCGAGGUGCAGCAGUAUGCAAACGCCGCCCACGGCUACAACUGGGGGCUCUGGUGUAUGUACAUCACCCCUCCCCAGGACUGGCUGGACCGCGCUGACGAGGCGGCACCCAUCAGGACCCCGGCCAUGAUUGGCUGCUCCUUCGUGGUGGACCGGCAGUACUUUGGGGACAUUGGGCUGCUGGACCCUGGCAUGGAGGUGUAUGGUGGAGAGAACAUCGAGCUGGGCAUGAGGGUGUGGCAGUGUGGUGGCAGCAUGGAAGUGCUGCCUUGUUCCCGCGUGGCCCACAUUGAGCGCAGCAGAAAACCGUACAACAAUGACAUCGAUUACUAUGCCAAGCGCAAUGCCUUGCGCGCAGCCGAGGUGUGGAUGGACGACUUCAAGUCACACGUGUACAUGGCCUGGAACAUUCCCGUGACGAACCCAGGGGUGGACUUCGGGGACGUGUCCGAGAGGCUGGCCCUGCGCCAGAGGCUGAAAUGCCGCAGCUUCCAGUGGUACCUGGAGAACGUGUACCCUGAGAUGAGAGUCUACAGCGACACACUGGCCUAUGGAGAGGUACGCAACAGCAAAGCCAGUGGCUACUGCCUGGACCAGGGCUCGGAGGACGACGACCAGGCCAUCCUGUACCCCUGCCACGGGUGGUCCCCUCAGCUGGUGCGGUAUAGCAGGGAUGGCCUCCUGCAGCUCGGGCCCCUGGGCUCCACCGCCUUCCUACCGGACUCCAAGUGUCUGGUGGACGAGGGCAGGGGCCGUAGUCCUGCCCUGAAGAAGUGUGAGAAUGUGGCCCGACCCACCCAGCGGCUGUGGGACUUUAUCCAGGGCAGCCCCAUUGUGAGCCGGGACACGGGCCGCUGCCUAGAGGUGGAGAUGUCCGGAGAAGCCAACUUCGGGCUGCGGCUGGUGGUGCAGAGGUGUUCAGGUCAGAAGUGGACGAUCAGGAAUUGGGUCACAAAUCCGCAGCCCUGA